Dipodomys ordii (Ord's kangaroo rat) is the source of this 1685-nucleotide messenger RNA. RefSeq names its product ankyrin repeat domain 16 (gene Ankrd16). Bases 561 to 1646 code for a protein of 361 amino acids. The record is from RefSeq and is a predicted model, not a curated record. NCBI's taxonomy places the organism in Eukaryota, Metazoa, Chordata, Mammalia, Rodentia, Heteromyidae. The transcript has 7 exons. Gene Ontology annotation, molecular function: protein binding.
CCCGGGCGGUGUCCAGCCCGGGCUCCGGGAUCCGCGGCGGCCCCGGCUCGCAGUCCGCGGACGCGCGCUCGGCAGCCGCAGCGAGGGCCGCUUGGGUUCGGCCCUUAGCUCAGGCCAGGCCCCGGACCGGCGGCCUCCGGAGCCGUGGGGAGAGGGGGGGGGGUCCGGCCCCACGGGCCCGUCAAACUUCGGGGCUUCGCGGUAGAGCGGUGCGCCCCCAUCCUCUGACGUUUUCGGCUCCCUGUGCAGAGGGCAGCUCCGGGACCACAGGUGCGCCCACGUACCCCUAGCAGCAGGGGCGCCUGGAGCCGGGGGCCCCGCCCCGACGCGCCGGGAGGGCGCAGCUCCCGGCCCCCGGGGCGAGGGGCGGGAAGGGGCUCUGGCGGCGGCGGCGGCAGCGGCGACCGCGCCGGGAAAAAGAGCUGGGCGGAGGGCGGGGUGUCUCGGAGGAGUGUCACGUGCAGGAAGCGGAAGCCCAGGCUCCCUUUCAGCUUUGUGCACCCUGCCUCGGACUCAGGCUCGGUGUCCCUCCCACUCGUGCCCCCGCCUGGCCCACCGGGAUGGCCCCGCCGGGGGACCCGCGCCGCCUCUGCAGGCUGGUGCAGGAAGGCCGGCUGCGCGCUCUGCAGGAGGAGCUGCGGGCGGCCGGCGGCUGUCAGGGCCCGGCUGGGGACACGCUCCUCCACUGUGCCUCCCGUCACGGACGCCUGGACAUCCUGGCCUAUCUAGCCGAGACUUGUGGCAUGGACAUCGAGGCCGCCAACCGAGACUACAAGCGGCCUCUUCACGAGGCUGCCUCUAUGGGCCACCGGAACUGCGUGGGCUACCUGUUGGACCGAGGGGCGGCGGUAGACUGCCUGAAGAAGGGCGACUGGACUCCUCUGAUGAUGGCUUGCACAAGGAAGAAUCUUGAGGUGAUCCAGGCCCUCGUGGAACACGGUGCCAAUCCACUCCUGAAGAACAAAGAUGGCUGGAACAGUUUCCACAUUGCCAGUCGAGAAGGCGACCCCCUUAUCCUCCAGUACUUGCUCACUGUGUGCCCAGAUGCCUGGAAGACAGAGAGCAAAAUCAGAAGAACUCCUCUGCACACUGCAGCAAUGCAUGGCUGUUUAGAAGCAGUAAAGGUACUUCUUAAGAGGUGCCAGUAUGAACCAGACUGCAGAGACAAUUGUGGCGUCACCCCAUUUAUGGAUGCAAUUCAAUGUGGUCAUGUGGAAGUAGCCAGGCUACUCCUUGAAAAACAUCAGGCUUGCUCUUCAGCCGAGGACAGCCUGGGGGCCCAGGCUCUGCACAGGGCAGCUGUCACAGGGCAGGAUGAAGCCAUCCGCUUCCUGGUCUCUGAUCUUGGCAUUGAUGUAGAUGUGAGAGCAACCACAACCCACCACACAGCACUUCAUUAUGCGGCCAAGGAAGGACAUACAAGUACACUUGAGACUCUCCUAUCCUUGGGUGCUGACAUCAAUGCUAAAGAUGAACGAAAUCGAUCAGCCCUGCAUCUAGCCUGUGCAGGUCAGCACUUGGCUUGUGCCCAGUUUCUCCUGCGGUCUGGGCUGAAGGAUUCUGAAGACAUAACGGGCACCCUGGCUCUGCAGCUCACACAGAAUGUGGACAUCCUCCAAGGCUUUGACCCCUGUGCUACGACAUAAGUAGGUUUCUACACGGAGACAAUAAAAUGCAUGGCAAUU